GACAGUGGCCUUCACCAUGGGCAACAAGCAGACAGUGUUCACACAUGAGCAGCUAGAAGAGUAUCAGGACUGCACCUUCUUCACGAGGAAGGAAAUCAUGAGGCUCUUCUAUCGCUACCAGGACCUGGCCCCCCAGCUUGUUCCUCUUGACUAUACCAGCUGCCCUGAUGUGAAGGUGCCCUAUGAGCUCAUUGGCAGCAUGCCUGAGCUGAAGGACAACCCGUUCCGUGAGAGGAUUGCCCAGGUCUUCUCUGAGGAUGGAGAUGGACACAUGACCUUGGACAACUUCCUGGACAUGUUUUCCGUGAUGAGUGAAAUGGCUCCCCGGGACCUCAAAGCCUACUAUGCUUUUAAAAUUUAUGACUUUAACAACGAUGACUACAUCUGUGCGUGGGACUUGGAGCAGACCGUGACCAAGCUGACACGAGGAGAGCUGAGUGCUGAGGAGGUGAGCCUGGUGUGUGAGAAGGUGCUGGAUGAGGCUGAUGGGGACCAUGAUGGGCGGCUGUCCCUGGAAGACUUCCAGAACAUGAUCCUGCGGGCACCAGACUUCCUCAGCACCUUCCACAUCCGUAUAUGAGGGUUCCGAGGAAGGAGAGACAAGCCAGAGGAAGGUGCAGUGACCCCUCAGUCCACUGCGGAAUCUGGUCUCCCUGGGCUCUGGGAAUAAAUAAACACGCAUCGCUGAAUCACA
Phacochoerus africanus (Common warthog) is the source of this 694-nucleotide messenger RNA. RefSeq names its product calcium and integrin binding family member 3 (gene CIB3). Gene Ontology annotation, molecular function: calcium ion binding. The transcript is spliced from 6 exons. The coding region runs from base 17 to 580 and encodes 187 amino acids. NCBI's taxonomy places the organism in Eukaryota, Metazoa, Chordata, Mammalia, Artiodactyla, Suidae. The record is from RefSeq and is a predicted model, not a curated record.